UGGCUUAAAAUUUAAGUUUUGAAAGAUUUCAUAGGUUUAGUUAGUUUAUCCAUACAAUUCAAUCAACACAGUGCAAGAUUAAGAAAGAAAGUAUAUAUAUAGUUAUUAUAUGGUACGUGUAUAAUAAACCAAACUAAGCGGCGAUGAAAAUACGUCUAUAUAUGUUUGAUGUUAUGUAAGUUACAUUUGGUUGGCACUUGGCACAAUGAAAGCGAGUGUCAAAGAAAAAACAAAUAUGAAUCGUCAUUAUGUUGAAAUACAAAUGCUUGACUCAAAGAUUAAAAACGAACAAAAUAAAGAAAAAAAAUCAAAGAUUGAGGCUGACCAUCCAUGUAACAAGUCCAGAAUGUCGCGAUCAAAUCUUCUAAUCUACGUACGUAUAUCUUUUACACUCGACCCUUAUGACGAAAACGAAACAAGUACCUAAAUAAAAGCAAUCAACUAAAAGUUUGACAAACAUAGCUAGUUGAUAAAAAAAUGUAAUAAUUUCAUGUUUACAAUAAAUAAGUCUUAUAUUUCUGCGUAUAUAAUCGCUUGUGUAAAUUAUAUGAGAGAUUAAUAUUAUACUAGCCUAAUUAGGUAAACUAACAAUAACUGAUUUUAGAUAUUAUAUAUACUUUUUGGACAAAUAAAUGAAAGUAUAAUAUAGCUAUCGCCCAUGGAUUUUACUUACAUAUACAGAUGAUGGUUUAGAAAAACCAUUAGAAGUAUCUAUCUCAAGUAAAACAAAAAAAAGUUAUAUUUUUAUUAGGUGGAUAUUUCAAGUGAUGAGAAUUCUAUACAGAAUAUCUUAAAGGCCGACGCAAAUUGAAGAGAUAUUAUUCAUCCAGGGUAAAAAAAUUUACCCUAAACGUAGACAUACCAAGUUCGAAAUCCCAACAUUUAUAAUGAAAAAAAUUAGCAUAAGAAUUUCUUGCAUUCAAAAAAAGAAUUUAUUAAUAUUAAGAAGAAAUAAUGAAGAUGAUAAAUAAAAAGUAAUAAGUGGCAGCCAUGGCACCAAUUGACACGUUGUUAAUUCAGCAUAAGCAAAUGUCAACGCUCCGUCUGUCUAUUUAUAUGAUAACCAAACGUCUUACUCAUUCUCAAACUCAUACAAACUCCAUUCACUCUCAACAUGAAGCUUGUUUGGUCGCCCGAAACCGCCUCUGACGCCUACAUUGACACCGUUAGAUCAUGUAAGAACUACAAAGAAUCAGGAGUGGCGGAGUUCUUAUCAGCUACAGCCGCUGGAUGGAACGCGAGGCUAAUCGUCGAGACAUGGUCACGCGGGGAUCCAGUCGCGACCAGCGUGGGACUAGCGGUUGCUGCAGCUCACACGUCAGGGAGACAUGUGUGCAUAGUACAAGAUGAGCAGUCGAAACAUGAGUACGUAUUAGCCAUGAGAGGAGUGGUUACUACGGAAGCUACGGAGGUCGUGGUGGUCAUAGAAUCUACAGAGAACACUAUGGAGGAGUUUCCCGGCGUGGAGUUCUUGGUGGUGGACUCAAAGCGACGAGAGUUCUUAAGAACGCUGAGGUCUGCGAAAUUAAGCAACAAGGGCGCCGUUUUAGUGUGUAAAAACGCCGCGCAGAGAGCGAUCUCUCGUUUCAAAUGGCAAGAUGUGUUGAAAGGAGAGACACGUGUAGCGAGAUCCGUGUUUUUGCCUGUUGGGAAUGGGUUAGAUAUCGCACACGUGGGAGCUAUCGGUGGUCUCCAACGUGGUGACUCAAGAAAGCAUCCUAGCCGUUGGAUAAGACACGUGGAUCAUCUAUCGGGAGAGGAGCAUUUGUUCAGACGUUAGAAUUGGAAUUUACUCUUUUUUACCCUUUAUGAUGUCUAAUGAUGUAAAUAAACAUCCAAACAACAAAAUUAAUUUCUCAUAAUCAACAUGUCUACACGAUGUAAAAUUAUUG
Molecule: messenger RNA, 1892 nt
Organism: Brassica napus (rape)
Lineage: Eukaryota; Viridiplantae; Streptophyta; Magnoliopsida; Brassicales; Brassicaceae
Exons: 2
Coding region: 1115-1780 (221 amino acids)
Source: RefSeq, a predicted model, not a curated record